AUUUAGCCGGGCUGCAGCACAAACAUGUCCCAGACGUCCCACAUGUCCCAGACGUCCCACAUGUCCCACAUGUCCCACAUGUCCCACAUGUCCCACAUGUCUCGGGCGCAGAGUCUGAGGGCGCUCGUGAGCGCGCGGCUGAGCGCGGCCGCGGAGGAGAUCUGCGCGCUCCUGGAGAGGACCGUAGAGGAGUACGAGCACGAGCUCAGCCGCGUCAGGGAGACCCGAGGACACGGGACACCGGGGACGGGACACGGGACACCGGGGACGGGACACGGGACACCGGGGACGGGACACGGGACACCGGGGACGGGAGCGGAGGAGCAGCGGGAGCCGGAGCUGAGCCGCUUCAAGAACAUCCACAAAGGACAACGACGAGGACUGGAGACACACGAGCCUCAGAGACACAGGACAGGUGUUGAGAUUGUGUCUCUGACUGAGGAGCUUCCCCACAUUAAAGAGGAGCUGCAGGAGGAGCAGGAGGAGCUCCCCCUCGCUCCUGUCACCGUCAAAACUGAAGACGAUGAAGACAAGUCCUCUGUGCUUCACCAAAGACCAACUGAGGAGAACAGAGAGGAAACCAACGGAGCGGAGUGUGGAGCAGACCAGAGACCAUACAGCUGUUCAGACCAGAGACCACACAGCUGUUCAGACAGUGAGGAGCAGAUGGAGGAGCAGAUGGAGGAGCAGAGGGAGGAGGUGCCAAACACGGAGAUGGUGGUGAAGCCGCACAGAUGCCCCGAGUGCGGGAAGAGGUUCCUCCGUAAAGAUCACCUGCAGGGUCACAUGAUCAUUCACACGGGCGAGCGGCCACACAAAUGCUCCUUCUGCGAGAAAACCUUCAUCCGACAGAACCACCUGAAGACGCACCUGAGGAACCACACGGGCGAGAGACCUUACAGCUGUCCAUUCUGUAACCGCGGCUUCACCACCAAAGCCCUGCUCACUCCACACAUGAGGAUCCACACCGGGGACAGACCUUUCAGGUGUUCAGAGUGUGACAAAGGCUUCAUCCAGAGGAGCCACCUCAAAGCCCACGAGAAAACACACAGCAGAGAGAAGACUUUCAGCUGUUCAAUCUGCCGACAGGCGUUCUACGAGCGCGGUGACCUCAUGAUCCACUCCCGACAGGCGCACCCCGAGUGACGGGCGCUCCCCGAGUGACGGGCGCUCCCCGAGUGACGGGCGCUCCCCGAGUGACCAUCAUAAAUAUUUCCUGCGUGGAUGUGGACCGUAGACAGUGGACGUGGACAGUGGACAGUGGACAGUGGACGUGGACAGUGGACAGUGGACAGUGGUUGUGGACAGUGGACAGUGGACAUGGACAGCUCACUAUUUAUAAAAACUUUUUUCUAAACAGUGAGUUAUA
Molecule: messenger RNA, 1369 nt
Organism: Periophthalmus magnuspinnatus
Lineage: Eukaryota; Metazoa; Chordata; Actinopteri; Gobiiformes; Gobiidae
Product: zinc finger protein 420-like
Exons: 2
Coding region: 25-1146 (373 amino acids)
Biological process (GO): regulation of transcription by RNA polymerase II
Molecular function (GO): DNA-binding transcription factor activity; RNA polymerase II cis-regulatory region sequence-specific DNA binding
Source: RefSeq, a predicted model, not a curated record